Molecule: messenger RNA, 2194 nt
Organism: Leptopilina boulardi
Lineage: Eukaryota; Metazoa; Arthropoda; Insecta; Hymenoptera; Figitidae
Gene: MED19
Product: mediator of RNA polymerase II transcription subunit 19
Exons: 4
Coding region: 529-1257 (242 amino acids)
Biological process (GO): positive regulation of transcription by RNA polymerase II
Cellular component (GO): mediator complex
Molecular function (GO): transcription factor binding; transcription coregulator activity
Source: RefSeq, a predicted model, not a curated record
UUUUCCGUUGCAUUAUUGUCAAAUAUGGCGGAUUAAAAGACGUUGUAAAUAAUACAUGGGACAAUUUAAUAUUUAAUAAAACAUUGUAAAAUGUGUAGUUAGUGACAGUGAUUUAAUUAUUAGUUUAGAUUACAAUGUGAGUAAGUGUAACUAAUAAAAUUUUGGUAUAAUUUAAUUGAAUAGUGUCAUUGAAACACAAAAUCAUAAGCAGCUGUAUCGAGCGUCUUUGAUGUUUCGUCAUCGGACGAAUUUCUCGUCAAUAAAUAGGUAUAUUUUAAUAAUUAUUAAUUUUUAAUUAAACAAGUGUUGUUGUCAAACAAAUAAACGAAAAUAAACCAUGAGUACUUUAUGUGUUUUAACGCGGUUUCGAUUAUUCGAGAAUGAUAAAACGGACAAUUGUUGCCAUCAUUUGUAAAUGGCAGCAACAAAGACUGUCAAUUUCGAAGUGUAUAGUUUGACAAUACUCGAGCUCGAUAUCGAGGAAUAAAUUAUUAUAGUGAACGGUGAGAUGAAGUAAAAAGAAGGAGGAUGAUGAUGGGCGAUCAGUUUCGUAGCAAAGUGGAGCAAUACUCACCAAAGUCUUCACCGAGGGGUGCUCGCUCCCCUGUUGUUUCUCGUCAAGACUCGACUGGGACCCUUAAAACGACGAUUUCUCUAGGCAAAAAUCCCUCCAUCGUCCACAGUGGGCCUUUCUAUUUAAUGAAAGAACCCCCUGGGGAGAGCGAACUCACAGGAGCUACGAAUUUGAUGGCCUAUCAUAGCCUCGAGCAUACUUAUAGUAAAUUUAGCGGAAAAAAGCUCAAAGAACAGCUCUCUUCAUUUCUUCCCAAUUUACCUGGUAUUAUCGACACUCCUGGCCAUCAAGAUAACAGUUCGCUUCGUUCUGUAAUAGACAAACCCCCAAUUUGUGGUAAAGAACUUUUACCAUUAACGAGUGUACAACUCGCUGGUUUUAGACUUCAUCCUGGUCCACUUCCCGAACAGUAUCGAUAUAUAAAUCAAGCUCCUCAGAAGAAGCAUAAAAAUAAACAUAAAAAGCAUAAGCAUAAACCUGGAGAGGUUCCUGGUGGACAGGAAACAACUACCACCGACAUUGGUGGUACGGAUACACAUGAAAAGAAACACAAGAAACAAAAGCGUCACGACGAGGAGAAGGAGGCACGAAAGAAGCGUAAAAAAGAGAAGAAAAGAAAAAAACAAAAACACAGCCCUGAAUAUCCUGGUGGAUUGACACCUUCUCAACAUUCUAACUCGUGAUCUCAAUUUUCCGUUUCUUGGCUUAUCGAAUAUGGACGCGACGCUCUUGUAGGAUAAGUAAAAAAAAAAAAAAAAAAUAUCUUCGUUUUCAUUUUGAAAAAAAAAAUAAAAUAAAAACUACUUAUAGUUCUCGUUUGUCGAUCGCAGACAACGAAAUCUUGUAUGGAGAAUUUUUUUUCUCUCUUUUUCGCGAGAUUAACGCCGUUUUCAUUCCAUUGAAAAAGGAAAAAAGAAAAGUAUUUCUUUCUUCGAAUUUUUUUUUUCUACUUUGGAAUCGGCGAGACUUUAGUUUAAAACAAAAAAUCGAAUUACGUUAAUCGUAAUUUAAUCAGAAAAAAAAAGUAAUCAAAUUUCAUCUAAACUUUUUCUACAAAUUCUUGUUAGAGACAGCGAAACUGAACUCAUUUUUAUAAGAGCUCUUAUUUUUAUACUAAAAUCACACAUAAAUUAUUACUAUUUUAAUUUCUCCGAUUUCUUCAUUUUGAAAAACUAGCGUCAUCUCCAAUGCUCAAGUAAAAAAAAAAUUAUUUUCUUUUUUUUUUUUCUUGUAUAAAAAAUUAUUCAAUGAUACUUUUACUCUGGAAAUUUACAACUUUUUUUUUAAAAAUAACUUUUUUUAAAAGAAAAGUAUCCAAAGUAUAAUUUCAAUUGUAAACUUACUGUAAUUAUUUUUCUUCAUUAUAUAAAUAUAUAAAUAAAUAUAUACGUGAAUCCUGAAAAAUAAUAAAAUGGAUUCACAAUUUAGUGCAAAAAUACAAUGCAUAACAUAAAAGAUAACUAUCAAGAAAUAACUUUUGUUAUCAUGUAUUUAUAUAUGAUGAGUGAGUGAAUUGUAGCCAUUUACUGCACGUAAUCAUUUGCAAACAGGACUUUGUCAUGUUACUUGUAGUAUUUAUAAUGGCGAAAAUGUGAAUAAAAUAGUUUAAUAGAAUUUAAA